GCGAUGGCGAUGAUGGUGACGAUGUCGACAAUGGCGAUAAUAGCGACGACAACGACGACGACGACGGCGACGAUGGCGACAACAGUGACGAUGGCGACAACGACGAAGACGACGACGAUGGCGACAACGACGACGAUAGCGAUGAUGGCAACGACGACGAAGGCAACGACGGCGAAAACAACGACGAUGGCGACGACGACGAAGACGGCGACGAUGGCGAUGCACGAAAAAUCAAAGAUGGCAAAGACGGCGACGAUGGCCAAGGUGAUGGCAACAACGGCGAAGACGAUGAAGACGGCGACGGCAACGGCGACGGCGACAACGGCGAAGACGGAGACGACGACGAUGAUGGCGACGAUUGGCGGCGGGUAGUGGGGUGCGGAAUGCGUGCAGAAGGCAGCGGCUUGUGGGAGCAGUACUGCACGCAGAAGGCGGAGAACCCACCGCAAGGCGGGGAUC
Chara braunii is the source of this 459-nucleotide messenger RNA. Lineage: Eukaryota; Viridiplantae; Streptophyta; Charophyceae; Charales; Characeae. The record is from the annotation of a GenBank genome assembly.